Messenger RNA from Misgurnus anguillicaudatus (oriental weatherfish), 2678 nucleotides. Its product is annotated as C-C chemokine receptor type 5-like. The record is from RefSeq and is a predicted model, not a curated record. Lineage: Eukaryota; Metazoa; Chordata; Actinopteri; Cypriniformes; Cobitidae. Gene Ontology annotation, cellular component: external side of plasma membrane; membrane. Gene Ontology annotation, molecular function: C-C chemokine binding; C-C chemokine receptor activity. Gene Ontology annotation, biological process: immune response; cell chemotaxis; positive regulation of cytosolic calcium ion concentration.
CAGUCUCUCCCAGGGCAGAGUGCGAUGAAGUCCCACCUCUCAGGAAAUAACACCCCUUGUGUUCUGCUUAGCUUUAGAGAGAAAGACUCUAAGAUAUUUCACAGAUUUAACUUUCAUAACCAAGAGACAUGACCGAGAACUUAACAGUACCCGACAUUUUGAAUAAUUCAGGCUACGAUGAUUACGAGAACUAUCCAGGCAGCGAUAAUUUUGCUCCAAGCUACAACGGCAACACGAAGGCCUUCAGUGAAGUUUUUCUUCCGACUUUCUAUAGCAUAGUCUUCAUCAUUGGCUUCAUCGGGAAUGGCCUGGUAGUGUGGGUCCUCAUCAGAUACCGCCAGAACUUCAAUAUGACAGACGUGUGCCUCUUAAACCUCGCCAUCGCUGACCUGCUCUUUCUUGUGUCACUUCCCUUCUGGGCUCAUUCGGCCAGGGCUGACUGGAUCUUUGGUAAAUUCAUGUGUCAUACCGUAACGGGCCUUUACACGCUGGGUCUCUACGGCAGUAUCUUCUUCAUGGUGCUUAUGACAGUGGAUCGCUAUGUCUUCAUCGUCCACCCCAACAGUAUCUUUUCCAAGAACCACUCUGCCAAAAUGGGUUUGGUUUUGGCUUCAUUUGUGUGGAUCCUCAGCAUGUUUGCAUCUCUCCCAAAUAUUAUAAUUGCCCAUGAGUCCAAAGAGAUGAAUAAUUCAACAUAUUGCGGAUCAUACUACUCAAGUGAUGCCUUGAAGACUUUUAUUUACUUUAAGAUAAACGUCUUGAGUCUGUUUCUUCCUCUGAUUAUAAUGGGGUAUUGUUACGCACGGAUCAUCCCAACUCUUAUAAACCUCAAAUCACAAAAUCAACACAAAAUCAUCAGACUCAUUCUGGCUGUGGUGGCUGUUUAUUUCCUCUUUUGGACACCAUACAACAUUACCAUAUUCCUUCUCUUCAUGCAGACACAAGGCUACAUGCAGUCACACGAGUGGCAAAACAGUUUGAGUCUGACCAUGCAAUGGGUGGAGACUAUCGCCUACAGUCACUGUUGCCUCAAUCCCAUCAUCUACGGCUUGGUUGGAGAGAAGUUCAGAAGAGAAGUCAUAAAGGUGUUAAAGGAGCAGUUUCCCAUGUGCUUCAGACAAUGCUCAGCUUUCUCACAACAGUUAUCUGAGAACAGAACCUCUCCGUUCUCAAGAUCAAAUGAAUAGUCUAGUUCACACAUGUAGUGCACUGCUGAUUCAGUAUGAAAUUAUAGCGUUUAUUUAUAAAAGAGUAUUUUCAUUUUGAACAAAUCUUGUUCUUCUCUUUAACUGAAUGUAUUAUUACACUGUAAAUGUAAAUGUAUCUAUAAAAUGUACAUAAGGAUUUCCACAUAAUGAUUUGAUAUGUUUUCAUUUUGUUUUUAAAAAUAUUUUUCUUAUUUUGCUUGUAGCAAUUUAGCUUAUAGCUUUGUAAGGUUGAAUUGUUGAUUUAAAUUUACUGAAUGUGAAAAAAAUGCAGGAAUAUGUGCAAUCUAGUAUUCCUGGAAGAAUUAAAUGGAAUAUAAUGUAGACUGUGUCAUGUGGUUGGUAUGUUUGUUUGUGUGAGUGUGUGUGUUUUAGGGGCUGUCUGUACCUUAAAGCAGAAUUGAACCCUAGACAUGCUAGCCCGUUAUCACAGGUAAUUUAUUUCCAUUUUGCAUUUUACCCGAGGAAAAAAAUAAAUUUGCACGAUUUCGAUAAAUUAGAUUGAUAGUGUGUUGAAUCGAAAAUUUCGUAACAGUCUUUGAUGGACUCAAUUAACAAAGGAUAUCCAGGUCAAAAACACAGGUAGGCUAUAACAACAUGGAAACACUAGAAUAAGGAAAAAAAUCACCAACCUUUUUUCGCCCAGGAUCCCAAACCUCAGCCUUGACGAAAGCAAAGAUCUACCUAUCAAAGGGCCCAGACCUCUAACUUGAGGCGUUUAAAGGUGCACUGUGUAAUUUUUAGAAGGAUCUCUUGACAGAAAUGCAAAAUAAUAUACAAAACUAUAUUAUCAGGGGUGUAUAAAGACCUUUUUAUAAUGAAUCGUUAUCCUUUUACUACCUUAGAAUGAGACGUUUUUAUCUACAUACACAGAGGGUCCCCUUACGUGGAAGUCGCCAUUUUGUGAUGCCAUGUUUCUACAGAAGCCCUUAACGGACAAACUUUUUUACUAAGUUGUCUCCGACAAUGACAUGUUUUUCCAGUGGCGGCUACCGUAGCUUCUCUAUGUGUUUCAAAAGCAAGGGGUGAGCAGUGGAAUGAGCCAUUGGUUGCAAUUCGCAACCUCACCACUAGAUGCUGCUGAAAUUUACACACUGCACCUUUAAUUUAGGCUAAUUAUAUUUGAAUUACAUAAAAUGCAUGGAUCCAAUUUUCAAAUCCCAAGAAAACCCUACUGAAAAAUCCAACAAAGACCAGCAUAAGCUGGUGAGCUGGUCUCCCAGCUUGGUUUUAGCUGGUAUUGCUGGUGUAGCAAGCUGGUCAAGCUGUGUUUUGGUCACUUUUUAAGCUGGUCUAGCUGGACUUAGCUGGUCAUGCUACAAGACCAGCUGACCCACCAGCUUGACCAACUUUGCCAGGCUGGGAGGACCAGCUACUGCCACCUUAAACCAGCUAAAACCAGCUACCAGCUUAUGCUGGUCUUUGCUGGAUUUUUCAGUAGGGAACUCAUACUAUUUAAAGGACAAGUUCAGU